CAAGAGCGAAAACUUGUAUCCAUUAUCGAUAAUAUCCGCAAUAGUAUCUAAUUUUAUUCAAUUACUCUCUCAGUCUCUCACUAAGCAAAAAAGAAAUUACAGAAGGCAGAAGUCUUACCCGAUAUCACUACGAAUUUUAUCAAAUUUUUCGCAACAAUGGUGCAGAAAGGGCCUCGACCUUUGGUGUUGUGCGGUCCAUCGGGAUCUGGAAAGAGUACUCUGCUGAAGCGCCUUCUUAAAGAGUUUCCCGAUAAGUUUGGGUUCAGCGUUUCUCACACGACGAGGGGCCCCCGGCCGGGUGAGAAGAAUGGAGUCCAUUACCAUUUCACUACAAAAGAUGACAUGCUCGCUGCCAUUGAAAAAGGUGAAUUUCUAGAAACCGCUACAUUCAGUGGGAACAUCUAUGGGACAAGUAAGAGAGCCGUAGAAGAUGUUCGCCGCACCGGAAAGAUCUGUGUACUGGACAUUGAGAUUGAAGGGGUGAAACAAGUGAAGCGCUCAGACUUCGACCCUCUGCUGGUGUUUGUGAUGCCACCUUCAAUCGGAGAGCUGGAGAGACGCCUGCGUGGACGCAACACAGAGUCUGAUGAGGCACUGAAGCUGAGACUUGAGACAGCUAGGAAGGAAAUAGAAUUUGGACAGGAAGCCGGCAACUUCCACAUCAUUAUUAUGAACGAUAACUUGAACAAGGCAUAUUCUGAACUGCGCGAGUUUAUUGCGCAAAAUAUCAAGGAUAACGACCAAGACCUCCGUGGGCUGUAAGAAGUAAACUACAAGGAAUAAAAUUAGUCGCCGCUUCAUUAUUUGAGGAAAAUAUAUGUUAAGUAUAUAUUAUUGUAAUAAGUUAAUACUUUUAUUCAUAUUUGGGCAUUGAAUUUAAAAACCAUUCCAUGAAAGAAAUACUAUGCCGUAUCUAUGUGAUCAUAAUAGUGUUACCAAACAAACGUAUCUAUUCUGCGUCGACCGAAGAUGAUCGAUC
Molecule: messenger RNA, 979 nt
Organism: Cydia amplana
Lineage: Eukaryota; Metazoa; Arthropoda; Insecta; Lepidoptera; Tortricidae
Product: guanylate kinase
Exons: 5
Coding region: 157-762 (201 amino acids)
Biological process (GO): purine nucleotide metabolic process
Cellular component (GO): cytosol
Molecular function (GO): GMP kinase activity; ATP hydrolysis activity
Source: RefSeq, a predicted model, not a curated record